Periophthalmus magnuspinnatus is the source of this 7891-nucleotide messenger RNA. It is a transcript of the gene znf740a, whose product is annotated as zinc finger protein 740a. The record is from RefSeq and is a predicted model, not a curated record. The transcript has 20 exons. Gene Ontology annotation, biological process: regulation of immune system process; negative regulation of transcription by RNA polymerase II; regulation of cytokine production. NCBI's taxonomy places the organism in Eukaryota, Metazoa, Chordata, Actinopteri, Gobiiformes, Gobiidae. Gene Ontology annotation, molecular function: RNA polymerase II cis-regulatory region sequence-specific DNA binding; DNA-binding transcription activator activity, RNA polymerase II-specific. The coding region runs from base 400 to 2277 and encodes 625 amino acids. Gene Ontology annotation, cellular component: PcG protein complex; transcription regulator complex; nucleus.
UCGGCCUCGUCUCGGUCUCGUUCUUGCGCAGACACGGAGCCAUCUUCUGCACAAAUCGAGAGAAAAAACCCGUAUAUCUCGCGUCAGACCUGGGUCCCGGCGCAGAGGGCUGGUUCCUCGGUGGUUCUCCCCGUGUGAGAGUCCGUCCGUGUGUCCGUUUGUGUGGGUCUGUAGCAGGGGCCGGAGCGCGGCUGAAGAUGCGCCUGUGUGCGGAGGGCCUGGCGGGGCUGAGCUGUGAGGGCUGUGGGGGAGUGGAGCUUCCUGUGGCGUUUCCUCUGUUUGUAAACUAGCGCUGAAGAAAACCACGGCCGACGACAGCGCUCAGUUUAAUACUAGAUGAGCCCUGACCAUCCUGACUGACGCUCUGUGGAUGACCCUGCGCCCACACUCCCCACAGCCAUGUCCCAUCUGCCCAGCAGCUCAGUGCGCGACCAUAUGAAAUGGGCGGGGCUGCUUGGCUGCGAGGCUGUCCUCUCCAGCAUGGCCCUGAUGCAGGCCAGUACGAUGGGCGCACCGCCCAAGAAGAUGAUGGCUCCACUUGGCCAUGGCCCCCCACCGAGAGAAGUCCCAGACCGACCCCCCCAGAGCCACAUGAUCCUUCCAUCGGGGAUGAGCUGUCCGCCUCUGCUUAUCCGAAAGGAAGGAGAGUACCAGACGCCUCGACUUCUGGACGAUAAGGAUAUGAGGGCGAACGAGGAUCAACUGAAGAAGAAGAACAGGAAAUCUGUGCCUCCGUGUAAAGUGAGAGAACACGACGAGAGGGGAGGGAAGGGACCAAACGGAGACGAGAACGGCCCUUCGUCAAAAGUGCAGAAAAACUUUAUUUGUGAUCACUGUUAUGGAGCGUUUAGGAGCGGAUACCAUCUGAAAAGACACAUCCUCAUUCACACAGGGGAGAAGCCGUACGCGUGUGCUGUGUGUGACAUGAGGUUCAUUCAACGCUAUCACCUGGAAAGACACAGCCUCAUUCACACAGGAGUGAAGCCGUACGCUUGUUCCAUGUGUGACAUGCGGUUUUUCCAGCGUUACCACCUGGAGAGACACAAGCUCACUCACACUGGGGUGAAGCCGUACGCUUGCUCCAUGUGUGACAUGAGGUUCUUCCAGAGGUACCACCUGGCCCGACACAGCCUCACUCAUACUGGGGUGAAGCCGUACGCUUGCUCCAUGUGCGACAUGAGGUUUUUCCAGAGAUAUCAUCUGGCCCGACACACUCUCACGCACACGGGGGUGAAGCCGUACGCUUGCUCCAUGUGUGACAUGAGGUUUUUCCAGAGAUACCAUUUGGCCAGGCACAGCCUCACUCAUACUGGAGUGAAGCCUUACGCCUGCACCAUCUGUGACAUGAGGUUUAUCCAGCGCUACCAGCUGGAGCGCCACAGUCUGACACAUACAGGGGUGAAGCCGUACGCUUGCACCAUGUGUGACAAGAGGUUUUUCCAGAGGUAUCAUCUGGCCAGACACAGCCUCACGCACAUGGGGGUGAAACCGUACGCUUGCACCAUGUGUGACAUGAAGUUCUUUCAGCGUUACCACCUGGCCCGACACAGCCUCACGCAUACUGGUGUGAAGCCUUACGCUUGCACCAUGUGUGACAAGAGGUUUUUCCAGAGGUAUCACCUGCAGAGACACAGCCUCACGCACAUGGGGGUGAAGCCGUACGCUUGUACCAUGUGUGACAUGAGGUUUGUCCAGCGCUACCACCUGGCCAGACACAGCCUCACUCAUACGGGUGUGAAGCCUUACGCUUGCACCAUGUGUGACAAGAGGUUUUUCCAGAGGUAUCACCUGCAGAGACACAGCCUCACGCACAUGGGGGUGAAGCCGUACGCUUGCACCAUGUGUGACAUGAGGUUUGUCCAACGCUACCACCUGGCCAGACACAGCCUCACUCAUACGGGGGUGAAGCCGUUUGCUUGCUCCAUGUGUGAUAUGCGGUUUAUUCAGCGUAACCACCUGGAGAGACACAGCCUCACUCAUACGGGAGAGAAGCCUUUUGCCUGUGACAUGUGUGAUAUGCGGUUCAUCCAGCGCUACCACCUGGAGCGGCACAAACGCGUACACAGCGGAGAGAAGCCGUACCAGUGCGAGCGCUGCCAGCAGAACUUCUCACGGACUGACAGGCUGCUGCGUCACCGGCGUCUGUGCCAGGGCCGUAGCGUGCCCAAAGUGGAGACCCCUCAGUGCUGCGAGCCGCGGCCGUACCCCCAGGACCCCCCUCCUGCCCCCCCAACAUGGAGCCCCCUUCACCCACCUCCGGGACGCCUCGCCGUCUGACAUAUAGCCCCGCCGCCAUCUUGGAUCCACGUGGGACAGGCCACAGGGUUUCCUCGUCGCUGAGGCAGGGGCACGCGCCAUAGACAAAACCUGAGCAGCUCCAAGAGAGAAGAGAAUACUGACAAACUUUGAUUUUUGUUUAUUUUUUACAAUUUUUUUUUUCUUUCACCGUAAAUUUUUACAAACUGUCUACAAAAGUGUUCCUGUUUUGUAAUCUAUUUUUUCUUUGCGGAAAUCUUUUUAUUAUUGUGAAUCUAAAUCUUUUCCUGGUGGUACUAGUGAAGAGGAAGGACGUCUUGACAGAGUUUGGUCAUGUUGAAAGUAUUUGAACCAUUUUGGGGCGGUAGGUUUGAACUGUAAGCAACCAUUACUUAAGUGAAAGUUGAAACUGCAUUCAAAACUGUUCGAAUUCUUCAGUUGCAGUUUCAGCAGUGUAAAUAAGAGUCGUCAUUAUAUCGCUUUCGUAAUGGUGUGGCCCAAGUAGUUCAAAUGAAAAAUCUUGUACAUAAAACACUAACCACCAGUGCUUCGAACUGUAAACUUCCGAGCCUCCAAAAGUGAGCGAUGUCGUCCUGUUAUGAUGCUUCUGGACUCGGAUUGGUUGGCUGUGGUCAUGCGAUGCCGCCAACUUUUCCUGGACUCCAAUUGGAUGGCUGCGGUCACAUGACUUGCUGCUGCAUCAGGAAAUAGCGCAUCUUUGUGGAGAGGCCAUCGACCAGCCCUUCCUCAUUCAAGAGUCCUAAAUCUUGAGUGUUUUUUAGUCCUGGUCUAAGUAAAGGUAGGCUAUGCUAGGCCAGCGCUACCACGUCUUCUGUACAAAACAUUGUGAGUUCAGUGGGGUUACUCAAAAUCUCGUGGCCUUAGUGUUGUUGCUUUUCAUUUUGCCUUUUUCUCAACUAUUGCGAAUCUUGGAUCAGAAGAAGACGGCAAGCAGCGUUUUGUUUUUUUGUUUUUUUAUGUAACUGUCGGUUACCCAAAGUCGGUAACUUCCUUGUCUAGCUGUUGUCUUGAUGAGUAUUUUUACUGUAUACAAACCAGUUAGGCAAAACAUUACGAUCACUGACAGCAAGUGAAUAUUUUGUCCGCAAAGUUGUUAAAGGAGAAACAAGAUUGGGAUUUGAGCCAGUUUAGUCCUGGUUUGGUGCAGGUCUUGUAGGGUCUUCCCACUCUUUCUAACUUAGGUGCUUCAGGCCUGGUUAUGUCUUGAAUUGUACAUGGUUGAGUACCGGGUUAGACCUGGCUUAGUCAUGGGGUAGUCCAGGUUUGGUAUAGGUCUUGUGGGGUAUUCCAGGUUAGCAGUGGUCAGCAUCUAUUUGGGGUGCGUAAGACCUGGUUUAGUCCUGGGUUAGACCUUGGUUAGACCUGGGUAAGGUCUCGUUUGUAUCGGUAUUGUGGGUGUAACCAAUCUACAGUGCUCAGUGUUAAUAAGAAGAGCUUAAGAUCUGGUUUAGACCUGGUUUAGCCCUGGUUUGGUACUGCAAUUUUGGGUGUUCGUGGUCUGCAUUACUCAGUAUCAAUCAGAAGUGCUUAAGACCUGGUUUAGACCUGGUUUAGCACCACAAUUUUGGCUGGUCUGUCUGCAAUGCUCUUUAUCAAUCCAAGGUGCUUAAGACCUUGUUUAAUCCUGGGUUAGAUCUGGUUUAGUCCUGGUUUGGUAUUGCAGUGCUCAGUAUCAAUCAGAAGUGCUUAAGACUUGGUUUAGACCUGGUUUAUUCCUGGGUUAGACCUCAUUUAGCCCUGGUUAAGACCUGAUUAAGUCCUCAUGUGGCACCACUCUACACAGCACAGAUUGUUGUUAAAAUGACUGAAUUAUGAGCCGGUGGUCGUAAUGUUCUGCCUGGCGGUUGUAUAUUUAACAGUAUGUAACAUUUAGGAGCUCUAAUAGGCAGUUGAUGCUUCCCUCUGCGAUGCUUUGUCCACCCAGUCAUAGGCCAAGGCACAAAAAUAACCUUUUUUUGAGUCGACUACAACUUUUUUAUCCAAAUACUAUGAUGUGAUUGCUGUAUAUAACGUGUCUAUUCAUUUCUAUUGGUUCAGCCUUAAGUGAGAGUGAAUACUGUACUCGGAAACAAAGGUAGAACUUCAUGAUAUUGUAACAAAGAUUUACUAUUGAGCGUACUGAUCCUUUCCGUGUGCCAGAGUUUUCUCAAUUGGAUUAAACAGACUGAAACUACAUAGGAGCUUAAGACAACUGUGGUUAUCUAUAUACAGUCACUGGCCAGUUAAUUAAAGAUGAGGUUUAAAGACGAGGUAUUUUGCUGACUUCUAUGGGGUAUUAAUUGUUAACACAUAGCAUAUUUAGAUGACCAUGUUACCUUUUAUUUUGAAAAAAGGCAGUAUUCCCCCCAAAACGUGUUAAAAUGUUAGUUUAAUUACUUUCGGUUGCGUUUUUGAUGCUCUGAGCCUCCCCUCCCCUUGCACUAAGUCACCCCGAAUAGAGCCAGUGCCCAGGAGAGAUCGCUAGAUUACUCAGACAUGCAUGGAUGACAUAUAAAACCUCUUCAGGCAUGUUUUUGGUGAGGGAACAGUGUAAUAACAUGGUAGAAAGCUCCAAAAUGUACAUCUCUAGACAAUACAAUGAAAUCCUCACAGGGAAAACAAUUUUGAGUUGGACUUGAUGAGGAAAAGUACCUAAAGGAUUAACCUACUGUUUGAUUUUAUGCAUGUUAUAGACUGAACAAUUGUCUUUAAAUCAGAACUAUUCUGCAAAAUGGACUUUUCAGAGCUUUGAACCAUGUUAUAGUUGUUUCCUUUCAACCUUUACUCACCUGAAGUUCUAUUAGCAGUGAUUCGUGCGUAUUUGAGUUGUCUUUCGAGAUGCCAUUUUGCCGAUCAACCCCCGUUUAACCUCGACCAGUACACCCCCACGUCAUUCUCGAAUUUAAUUUUCUUAAACGGUGAUAUACGUAAAAAAAAAUCCACUACUCGCUACUGUGAUGUGCAGCUAUCCAUAGGGGGCGCUGACAGCUGCACAGCUCUUUGUUGUGAUGACAUUUAUGGCGACGUCAGCUCCCACUGGACACUGUAGUUUUAUAAUGUGGAAUUCAGUGGAUUUGUAUCUUUUAUUAAGUUGUUUUAAAUUAAUUUUGUGAUUUAAAAUGUGUAAAUUCUAACAUAAUGAUCCACAGGUGUUAGAUUAUAACUAUAGAGCGGCACAAGCAAAACAGGUCUGCUUUAAAACAGUUGUACCUUGUGAAAUCGUUGUAGUUCCUCAUUCCCCUAGACUAGUACCGGUUUGGCUGAUAACCAUGACUGAUGUUAAGGUUUUAAAAUCUAUAAUAAGGACCAAUUUUUUGUUGAGUUAUAAUGAAGUUUACAUAUUAACGUUUCACUUUUGUAAAAAUAUUACCUAAUUUUCCAUCAAAAAAUUUGAUGUGAUUGGGAAACAAACUUAGAAUGACACACAGGCACAGACAGAUGGGGAAAAAACAUCCAAAUAUCAGCAAGAUUUUCAAUAUUAGACCAAUGCUGAUAUCUGGGGACCUCUUUCGAUAUUGCUAAUAAUGUUAAACCAUCCCUAUUCCAGAUAACAUUGAAAACAACUCAACAUUGUCCAGAUGACGUCAUUUGAAACUUAAACCUUGAGGAGUGGCCAGUGACAGUAUAUGGUCAGUUUUUGCUCUUAUGCCAUUAUAACCGCACAAACUGAUAUUGUUGUUAAAGGGCCAGUACCUGAUUUUGAGCGAAAAAACAAACUGAACGAAUUAACUGUUAGCUCCGCCCACUUUUUUUGAAUCUCAAGUUGAACCGUGACUGAAACAGCAAAUGUCUAGGAUAGCCACAGGUAGUUGUUUCCAGAUAAUAAAAAAAACUGCUUUUAUGAAAUACGUUAUGGAGUUGGGGUAAAAUAUACAAUUUGGAAUUUUAUUUUGAUAAUCAGAAUCAGAAUCCUUUUAUUGCCAUUGUUUGUGAACACAGUUCAUAAACUAGGAACUUAUUUUGGUGAUAAAGUGCAACAUAAAACAUAAAACACACUGAAUAAAUACAAAUACAAAUAAGGGCAUGCACGAAGUUAAAAAAAAAGAUAUGCUUAAAAAUCAAAUGAAGUACUUAAAGGUAGAAAAUAUAUACAACAGCAGCAUCAGAACAACAGUGCAAACAUGACUUAUUAGAGUGACCGGUGUUAUAAGUGUCCAGUUUUGUGCAAAUAUUAUAAAGUGUUCAUGAGACAAACUGCAGAGGGGAAGAAACUGUUCUUAUGGCGAGAGGUUCUGGUCCCAAUGGACCGUAGCCUCCUGUCAGAGGGAAGUGGCUGGAUAAAUGGAUUACGUUCAAAGUUCGCAUUUUAAAGAAUGGACAAAAGGACUGAAAUAUGAACUGGCAAAGGUAUACAAGAAUCACAUUUCAGAACAUGGUUGUACAGAUCGAAACUACUCAGCAGUUUUUAUGCAGACUGGCUAUCUGGAUAUUAUUUUCAGGUACUGGCCCUUUAAGAUUUUGGAUUGAGAAAAUGUGUUGGGAAUCUGGGGAGGUUACUGGCACAAGCACAUAGCAAAACGGGGAGAUAGUCUUACACGUAGUCCACUGUUAACUUUUCUGUCACAUUUCGUAUUAUUCAACCUGUUGCAAUAGAUCCUUGUUUAUAGUUUUGCAGGUAAAAAUUUUGUUUGAUAAAUUCUCAUUGUAUUUUGAAUGAUUGUUUUAAGGACCUUUUUAUUCUGAUGAAAUUGUGAACACUGGAGGUAAAAAAAAAAAAAAAGAUAUAAACAUUUAUUUCAUUUAUUAGAUUUUAGUUUUUAGGAACGUGGUUCUCAAUCACGGUGCCCACAUAUAUCCCAUUCGUUUUUGUUUUGUUUUUUAAAUUUUAAUAUCUUUUUAACAUUUUGAUGGCACAUGUAUUUUAAAAUUAAUGCGGCAGUGUAGAACUUUUCCACCAUCUGCUUGUCUCUAUUGCUCGCUUUGCUUGGAAUGAACAACAGUAUGGCUUUAAACUUGUCUUUCUUGUCUAUCUCCAUGGAGACAAGCAGUUACAGGCCUAAUCUGUGGAGAGGCGAUGCCGUUCACUUUCACAGUAAACUCAAAACAUUCCCUGAGACGACAUAGGAAUCAACACAGAAAAACAAUGUAACGUCAUACUCCAAAACAUUCCAGGCAAAGCAACAUCUCUAUGGAGACCAGCGAGAAGUGGCCAUCUCUCCACCGGGAAAGUUCCACUGUGCGCCUUUAAACAAUAUCAGUCAAUGCUAACAACUAUUUCAGCAUUGUCGGGGCCCACCUGUUGAGAACCAUUAUUUAGUCAAAGCCGAUUCCUCAACAAAACACAUUGGAGAAAUACAUUGGCCGCCCCAUGAAAUUAACCUUAUUUCUACCAAGUCCCUGUUAACUGUAGUAAUUUAUAUUGGUAUUAGACGAAUUUAAACAGUAGCAAUCACAAAUUAGUUGUUUUUUAUUAGUCUUGCAUGCGGAGUUACGGUCCUCGUUUAAAUUAAAGGAUCUUAGUAUAAUCUUUAUUUUAUGAAGGCGAAAAAUAAAAAUAACUUCGUAAAAUUCUGAUCAUUGUAAAACGGGCUAACCAUUCUUUCAUGUACCUCGUGAUCCAAAAGUUUAAUCUGUUUGAAAAUCAGAGGAGAGGCUUCUUAUUAUUAUCAUGAAUAAAAUCAUUUGUAAAGGAAAA